AUGCCUCCAGUCUUUCUGAGUUGGUUCCUGGAUCUGGCUCCAUCCAUUCUCGUGCUCACAGUGUGCACGUUUGUGUUGCCACCACGAACGCUGUUCGAUUGGCAUCCGUUGCUUGUGGCUAUCGGCGGGACGCUAAUCAUGCCCUGGGCUAUUCGUGCGUUAGACAGAGAUAUGUCUUGGAUCGCGCAGAAACCGCGAGCAUCCAAAAUUCAGUGGCAUUGGGUUUUACAAUUGUUCGGUGCAACACUCAUUUGCGUGGGAGCAGCUGCCGUGUUCGUGAAUAAAAAUUUGUACGGCAAACCGCAUUACGCCACUUGGCACGGUCUCCUGGGUCUGAUCACCGUGGUUUUUGUGCUGGCUGUCGCUCUCGCAGGUUUCGCGUUGCACUGGAAGGUGUGGCCAAUUGGUCACCUGGUCAGCCACGGGACUGCACGUGUCAGCCACAUGUAUUUCGGUCUCGGUCUGAUUAGCCUGAUCGGAGUGACCACCGGAUUCGGUCUAUCCUCGCAUUGGCUCACUCGACAGCUGUCCGACUGGGUGGGCGAGGGAGUCGCAUCCGGACUGAUCAUCCCGUUGACCGGGAUCGCCAUGUUUCCCGCGGUACGGACGCUGCUUCAAGUGUGUCGGUAUCGAUUUCGUCAAGUGGCCACGAAACCGAAAUAA
Molecule: messenger RNA, 663 nt
Organism: Echinostoma caproni
Lineage: Eukaryota; Metazoa; Platyhelminthes; Trematoda; Plagiorchiida; Echinostomatidae
Source: the annotation of a GenBank genome assembly